This is a messenger RNA of Colletotrichum abscissum, 8031 nucleotides long. RefSeq lists its product as uncharacterized. The transcript has 3 exons. Gene Ontology annotation, biological process: cellular response to amino acid starvation; regulation of translation. Gene Ontology annotation, molecular function: protein kinase regulator activity. The coding region runs from base 1 to 8031 and encodes 2676 amino acids. Gene Ontology annotation, cellular component: cytosol. Lineage: Eukaryota; Fungi; Ascomycota; Sordariomycetes; Glomerellales; Glomerellaceae. The record is from RefSeq and is a predicted model, not a curated record.
AUGACUGAAGUCGUCGCCAAUGGCUCUAGCUCUGGCUCUGUCGAUUUCGCUGCCACGAGAUCCGCCUUGACUUCCUCCUCAACCUCGACAAGAAUAGCGCAUUUGCGCAUUCUUGAGGAAAGGAUAUCCAACGCCGACACCGACGCGGCAUCUACCCGCAAGCUUGUCCAGCUACUAUUCUGGACUCAUGCCUUUUACACCGAUCGACCCUCGCGACUCGCUGUUCAGAAAUGUCUUUCCGCCAUCUUGGACAAGGGUCUUGAGCCUGAUGUCCUCAGUGCCUUCGUCGCUGCGUUGCGCGCAGAGUCACAGAAACCUGGCAUCGCCGCGAGCAAUGCCUUUGUUCUCGUCGAAUGGUGCAGUUUGCUCAUGCAGCACCUUGCAAAGACCUCUGAUUGGGACAAGUUCGCUUCUCAGAUUCUCCUGAGUGUUGCGGAUGCUUUGGACAAGUGUCUUCAACCCGCCGCCAAGGGUGGUAUGGCCCAUUCUGCCAUCAUUGUCACCCGGCGAGGACUGCGCAAGCUCUUCUCGAAGCACCAAAACCCCGAGAAGGCCCUCAAAGAUGCUGUCCAACUCCUGACGGCCAAGGCCGCGCAGCCUUUCGCAGCGAAAGCACCUCUUCUGGGCAUCAUCGCUGGCGUCAGUUCGAGAAUCGCUGCCGUCAAGCCAGCCCUCGAGGCCCAGAAAUCCCAGUAUUUCACUUUCUACGUUAGAGAAAUAAUUGGUUCACGCACGGCACUACCGGCCCACGUAGCGUCCGGCCUCCAGGACUUCUUCCUUGACUUCGUCACUCUUGAAGAACUCACCAAGGAGAUCAUCCCACCUCUCGAGAAGGGUUUGCUCAGGGCCCCUGAGAUUGUUUUGAGCGAUGUUCUUAUCCCCUUGAUCGGCUGCCUUCCCAAGGACUACGACCUUUCCCAAAUCUUGGUCGGCAACUUGCUGAAACCUAUCCUCUCGAAUGUGAAGUCCAGCAACGUUAUUACUCGUACUGGGGCAGUCAAGGCUUUCAACGCCCUUGCUGCCCGGAGCCACGAGGAAAACGCACUCGAAAAGAUAUCAGAGGAGAUUGUAGGGCCGGUCAAGGGUGGCAAGCUGGCAUCAGCAGACCACAGAAUCCUUCACUGCGAAAUGCUAGAGGCAAUUCCACUAUCCAAGACUACCGCCGACAAGAUUGCAACGGCUCUGGCGGCCGUCUCAGCCAAGGAAGGAAAUGAAGCCGCCCUCGUUGUUGAGACGUCGGCCCUCGCAAGAUCGGCCGGCUACUUAGUCCAACAUGACGUUGAAGUGGCCAAGCCGGUCAUUGACGCAUGCCUGAAGGGUAUUUCUGACAAGAAGUUUCCCACACGGCGCAUCUGGCUUCUGCGCCUUGGUGAGAUUUACAACCUGGCUUCGGCCUCUGGCGCUCUCUCAGCAAACGCUGUCAAGUUUGCCGAAGCUACUGUGCCCAAGCUUCUCGAUACCUACAACGAGAUUGUCGCCAACCCUCUGGUUGCAGCUCAAAAUAACCUUACGGUUGGCGCCUUCAUCGCUAUCACCCUUACGUUGUGGUCGCAGCAACCCAAUGUAUCAUCAGCGCUCAAGUCAGCACUUGCCAAAGUCUCCGUUACUGGACAGUGUCUCGCUCUUGAACCGAAGCCCUCGUUCCUGCUCAAUCCUCGUGUAUACGGUAAAAUCACAGCCGAAGACGAGCUUACUUGGUUCUCCCGAGCUUUGGCGGCCGCUGCGGAGCAUUUAUCCGAGAGGACACCGAAGCCCGUUGCCGUGGCCUGGGCCGAGGCCUUCAUUUACGCCAUUGUGGCCUCUGUGGCUACCCCCAAGACGAGACAGAUCGCGUCAGAUAGUCUGACCAAGGUUUAUGUCAUCAGACCUGCACUUGUUUCGCAGGCUAUCGUGAGUGGCAUUUGGCACUGGCUCGAAACUCUGGAAAGUGGUGACAAGGAUAGCGCGGCUAUCUUGUCCAAAACCGACAAAUCGAACCUUCAUCUUGUUCUUCGUGCCAUAUGUGUCAACUCAAAGGGCCUGCCAGAAGACUCACAGACCUCUGUGCGAGAGGCCGUAGAUCAACAGCUCUGCUCACUGCUCGUACUCGCCAGACAGGAGCUUGUUCCCCGCACAAGCUGGAUUGAACUUUGUUUGCGUGUUGAAAGAGAUCCCGGAGAAAUGGCACGCCAAAUUGAGGGCGACCUGCUGCAGGAGAUUUCAGAGAGGACUUCUAUCGACCAGAAAUCAGAGGCAGUGAAGCAAGCCGCCUGCAACGCCGCGGCAGAGCUUGCCUUUGUAUCUCCCGAUACCAUGACCAGCAAGAUUGUCGAGAUUAUACGCCGAGAUCUGGAACCCGAGGAACUGCGCACCAUUGGUCCGGUUGAAGCUGCUAUCUUCCGAACCCCCGAGGGAACUGCUUUCGUGGAUGUCCUCGCGAAGAAGGCACAGACAACUGUACCCGACAAGAACAAUAAGGACUACGAUAUUCUGAAAUGGGAGGCUGAGCUGAGAUCGCAAUUGGCCCAGAAAAAGGGCCAACAAAAGAAGCUUACUGCCGAGGAAACAGCGAAGGUCAAUGCUCAGCUUAAGAAGGAGGCCGGAAUCCGCGACACGGUUCGUCGUAUCGAGGGAAGACUCCUACGCGGCAUUGGCAUUAUUCAGAGUCUUGCAACCGGACCCCCAACCGAGUCCGCUCUUUGGAUUGGACCUGCUGUCAAGGCUCUUCUGGACGUCAUUGACGCUGGUGCUGGUCUUCUCACAGGCGAUGCUGCUCCCCUGGCUUACCUGGCAUGCUCAGACCGUACCACCAGCCGCCUUGGUCCUAUGAGACCUUUCGUCGGAGUGGCCACCUUGCGCGCUCGUGAGGUUAGUGCCCUACCCGAGCACUACAAGGAAGAGCCCGUCGACGUACUCGUCACUCGAGUGCUCUACCGACUGCGAUUUGCCGGCGAGCAACGUCCUUUCGAUACGGUGUCUCUCAUCUACGCCCUUCCCCUAGUAUUUACCGUUCUCGCAAGCGGAGGCUUCGGUUCAUCUGCUGACGAUCGAGAUGCUCAACUUGUUCUCGCCAUCGAGUUUCUCUCCUUCCAUACGAACAUCUGCGAAGACCCGGCAACGCCUCGCUUGGAGGUUAUAUCCUCUCUGAUAAUGGCCAUGCAGCAGUAUACUCAGCAUUACAAGAUCAUCAAGGAUUGCUUCGCUGACAUGUGCCGAUGCGUUGCCCCUAACAUGACAUCCGAGGAAAUCGCCGCCCUGGCUAAGGGAUCCAUCGUUCCUCAAGUCAGCGUGAGAACUGCUGUGCUGCAGGCUAUCAGCUCCGAAGUUGAUAUGAGCGAAUCCAAUUUCUCCAACGAAAUUUGGAUCGCAUGUCACGACGACAUCGAAGAGAAUGUGGAGCUUGGUCGUGAGAUCUGGGAAGAAAGCGGCUUUGCCCUGUCUGAAGAGGUUCCAGCCAAGAUGCUCGUCUACUUGGAUAGUGUUGACGGUCAGCUCCGUAGAGCCGCAGCCCGGGCCUUGGCUGAAGCCUGCAAGGCACACAACUCGACGCUGGAGCCUAUCUUGGAGUCUUUGAAAGCCUCAUACACCGACCUCGCCAAACCGCGUGUCCCUCAGUUGGAUGAAUAUGGCAUGCCUAAGAAAACCAACCUGGCAGAUCCUUGGGAAUCGCGCCACGGCAUUGGAUCUGCUUUCAAGGAGCUGGCCCCUCACAUGGCUAAGCAGCAGCUUGAUCCUUUCUUUGAAUUCUUGAUUGAGAACGGGCCUUUGGGUGACCAGAACGCGAACGUCCGUGGCGAGAUGCUAGAUGCAGCCAUCCACGCCAUUGAUCUGCAUGGCAAGGGAAUGGUUGACAAGUUGAUGAAGGUAUUCGAGCGUACGCUCGAAGGUCCGGAUAAGAACACCGAAGCGUCAGACCGUGUCAACGAGGCUGUCAUCAUCAUGUAUGGUGCGCUUGCGCGUCACUUGAACCCAGGUGAUUCAAAACUUCCUGUGGUCAUCGACAGACUGCUGGCGACCUUGAGCACGCCUUCCGAGACCGUGCAGUAUGCUAUUGCUGAUUGCCUGCCACCUUUAGUCCGGGCUUACGGAGACAAGUCAUCCAAGUACUUCGCUCAGGUCCUUGAGACCCUAUUGACUUCAAAGAAGUAUGCCGAGCAGCGUGGUGCUGCUUAUGGUCUUGCCGGUCUCGUUCAGGGUCGUGGCAUUUCGUCACUCAAAGACCAGCGUAUUAUGAUGACACUGAGGGGUGCCAUGGAAAACAAAAAGGAGCCGAACCAGAGAGAAGCCGCCCUCCUGGCUUACGAGCUUCUUUCCACCAUCCUUGGUCGUCUCUUCGAACCCUACGUCAUUCAAAUCGUUCCUCAGCUUCUUACUGGCUUUGGUGACGCCAACGCCAACGUCCGAGACUCCUGUCUGGCAGCAGCAAAGGCCUGUUUCGGCAAGCUGAGCUCAUAUGGUGUCAAGAAGAUCCUUCCUACCCUACUCAACGGUUUGGACGAUGACCAAUGGCGUAGUAAAAAGGGAGCCUGUGACCUGCUGGGAGCCAUGGCUUAUCUUGACCCCAACCAACUGGCGCAGAGUUUGCCCGAUAUUAUCCCCCCUCUCACUGGUGUUCUCAACGACAGUCACAAGGAGGUCCGCUCGGGUGCUAACAAGAGCUUGAAGAGAUUCGGCGAGGUAAUCAGUAACCCUGAGAUCAAGGGUCUUGUCGACAUCCUUCUCAAGGCGCUCAGCGACCCCACUAGAUACACGGAUGAUGCCUUGGAUUCUCUGAUCAAGGUCCAAUUCGUGCACUACUUGGAUGCUCCGUCACUGGCGCUGGUCACAAGAAUCUUGCAACGUGGUUUGGGCGACCGUUCAAAUACCAAGCGCAAAGCAGCACAAGUCAUUGGCAGUCUUGCGCAUCUCACUGAGAGAAAAGACUUGGUCUCGCAUUUGCCAAUCCUUGUUGCCGGACUCAAGCUUGCCAUCGUCGAUCCAGUCCCCACAACUCGUGCCACCGCAUCAAGAGCUUUGGGAUCGCUUGUGGAGAAGCUGGGAGAAGAUGCCCUGCCGGAUCUCAUCCCUGGCCUUAUGCAAACCCUCAAGGCAGACAACGGCGCUGGCGACCGUCUCGGUUCCGCCCAAGCUCUCAGCGAGGUCCUCGCAGGUUUGGGUACCACCAGACUCGAAGAGACUCUCCCGACCAUUCUGCAAAACGUCGAGUCGACCAAGCCGGCUGUUCGCGAAGGCUUCAUGUCCCUCUUCAUCUUUCUCCCUGUUUGCUUUGGCAACAGCUUUGCAAACUACUUGGGCAGAAUCAUCCCGCCCAUUUUGUCUGGUCUUGCUGAUGAUGUGGAGUCUAUCCGCGAGACUGCUCUUCGUGCAGGUCGUCUCCUUGUCAAGAACUUCGCUGUUCGCGCUGUUGAUCUGCUACUUCCAGAGCUUGAACGCGGCUUGGCCGAUGACAGCUACCGCAUUCGUCUUAGCUCAGUCGAGCUUGUUGGUGACCUUCUCUUCAACCUCACAGGUAUCAGUGGCAAGGCCGAGGAUGAAGAGGAGGACGAGGAGAGCGCCAGAGAGGCAGGAGCAUCACUUCGCGAGGUCCUCGGCGAGGAAAAGAGAAACAAGAUUCUCUCUGCUCUCUAUGUUUGCCGCUGCGAUACCGCCAACGCCGUCCGCUCCGCUGCCGUUGCUGUGUGGAAGGCCUUGGUUUCCAGCCCUCGCAUUCUUAAGGAGUUGGUGCCGACGCUUACUCAACUCAUCAUCAAGCGUUUGGGAAGCUCCAACAUGGAGCACAAGGUCAUUGCUAGCAAUGCCCUUGGCGAAUUGAUCCGCAAAGCCGGUGAUGGUGUCCUCUCCACCCUGCUGCCUACUCUCGAGGAGGGAUUGCAAACCUCCACAGACACAGACGCGAAGCAGGGUAUCUGCCUUGCCCUCAAGGAACUCAUUGCCUCGGCCUCAGAGGAUGCCUUGGAGGACCACGAGAAGACGCUCAUUUCUGUCGUCAGAACAGCCCUCACUGACUCAGAUGCUGAUGUUAGAGAGGCUGCCGCAGAAGCCUUCGAUUCUCUCCAGCAGAUCCUGGGCAAGAGAGCUGUGGACCAGGUGCUUCCAUACCUGCUCAACCUCCUUCGCUCCGAUGAGAACGCCGACAACGCCUUGUCAGCCCUGCUUACCCUCCUUACUGAGACGACUCGCUCAAACAUCAUUCUUCCCAAUCUUAUCCCCACGCUUAUUACCCCUCCCAUCUCUGCGUUCAACGCCAAGGCUCUCGCUUCCUUGUCGAGGGUGGCCGGUGCUGCUAUGAACCGCCGCCUGCCCAACAUCAUCAACUCAUUGAUGGAGAACAUCAUUACCUGCGAGGAUGAGGCUUUGCGAGAGGAUCUCGAGACAUCUUUCGAUACUGUGAUCCUGUCCAUCGACGAGUAUGACGGACUCAAUACAGUGAUGAACGUACUACUUCAGCUUACGAAGCACGACGAUCACCGGAAACGUGCAGCGACGACCCGCCACCUGGGCAAGUUCUUUGCCGCUGGCGAAGUGGAUUAUUCGCGCUACAAUCAAGAUAUUGUGCGGUCGCUUCUCAUCUCCUUCGAUGACAGAGACGCAAGCGUUGUCAAGGGUGCCUGGGCUGCACUUAGCGAGUUCACCAAAAAGCUCAAGAAGGAAGAGAUGGAGGGCCUGGUUAUUUCCACCAGACAAACUCUCCAGCAGGUUGGCGUGGCUGGCGCGAACUUGCCCGGGUUCGAGCUCCCCAAGGGUAUCAACGCCAUCCUGCCCAUCUUCCUGCAGGGUCUUAUGAAUGGCACGCCGGAGCAGAGAACACAGGCAGCUCUGGCUAUCUCCGAUAUCGUCGACCGGACAAGCGAGGCUUCGUUGAAGCCGUUUGUUACACAAAUAACAGGUCCACUCAUUCGUGUUGUUUCCGAAAGGUCUACAGACGUCAAGUCUGCCAUUCUGUUGACUCUCAACAACCUCUUGGAAAAGAUGCCUGCGGCACUGAAGCCAUUCUUGCCUCAGCUUCAGCGCACCUUUGCUAAGUCUCUUGCAGACACAUCGAGCGAGGUCCUCAGAGCCCGCGCGGCCAAGGCGUUGGGUACUCUUAUCAAGUACACGCCACGUAUCGAUCCGCUCAUUGCCGAGCUCGUCACUGGCUCCAAGACAUCAGACCCCGGUGUCAAAACGGCUAUGCUCAGCGCACUUUACGAAGUCAUUAGCAAAGCUGGCGCCAACAUGGGCGAAACAUCGAGAACCGCCGUUUUGGGUCUCAUUGACAUGGAUACCGACGAGAGGGACGAUGCUAUGACAAUCACAAACGCCAAGCUGCUUGGAGCACUGAUUAAGAAUGUUCCCGAGGAGGCUGCCAAUGGGUUGCUUAAGAACAGAGUUGUGACUAGCCACUGGAGUCACUCUUCAGCACUGGCGCUGAACGCAGUGCUUGUGGAGUCUCCGAAGAGUCUCCUUGAAAGUCCUCUCGCGGACGACUUGCCCGACCUCCUUGGCCAGGGCAUGUCCCACAAGAACCCUUACAUUGCCGACAAUGUCAUCCUUGCCACGGGCAAAUAUCUCCUCUCAGAUUCGACAAAGUCUUUCGACUCGAACAAGAAGAUUUUUGAGGCACUUGCCAACACGAUUCAACCGGGAGGCCCUGUCGACUCGCGCCGACUUGCUCUGGUUAUUGUCCGCACAAUGAGCCGCGUGGACAUGGACAUGGUCAGGCCGCAUGUUGCUGCGCUUGCAGGUCCCAUCUUUGCCAGUGUCAGGGACCCUGUUAUUCCAGUCAAGCUAGCCGCCGAAGCUGCAUUUAUGGCUUUGUUCAAUGUGGUGGACGAUGAGACACGGGUCUUUGACAAGUACGUCGAAAGUGCCAAUCUGCCGCCGAACACCAAGAGGAGCAUGCAGGAUUACUUCAAGCGCGUCACAAUGCGGCUGGGUACCCAAGCACGUGAGCGGAGAGAGGCUGAGGGUGGCCAAGGGGGCCUGGGUCUGUCUAGCGACGAGGUCGAGGACGAGAAGGAGAUCUGGAGCGUGGGUAAGGUCGACGUUGGUGAGGAUGUGUUUGGCAAGUAG